ACCUCAGCCUGCGGCGGUAUGCAGGGGAUGGCUGCGUCAUGCAGGGGAUGGUUGCGUCAUGCGGGGGGCAGGGGAUGGCUGUGUCAUCCGUGGGGCGUUGAGCUGCUCAUCUCUGCGGCGCAAUGCAGGGGCUGCUUGAGUCAUGCGGGGAACGCUCGGCGUCACCGCGGGUUGCUGCUGCUGCUGCUCACGCGGACGCUCAUUGCCACUGGGCUGCACACACACACAGACAGACAUGCACAUACACAGGUGAUGUGGGUGGCUGUGUUGUGUGUGUGUGUGAGUGUGUGUGUGGGCGGGGAGGGGGCAGGGGCGACGGACGUACUCACCUUGGCGGGCACCCCAGUGCGUUUGCGCAGGUCCCAUAUCUUCUUGCGGUCGCCCACGAUGCGCAUCGCGGCCAUCUCCUGCUCGCUGCACACGACACACAACAUACCAUACCACGUCGGGAGGUAAGCCAUGAGCAGCUCUCUCUCUCUCUCUCUGUGUGUGUGUGUCUAUGUGUGUGUGUGUGUGUCUGUGUCUGUGUCUGUCUGUCUGUGUGUGUUAUGCGGCUUACAGCUUUUCGAUGUCCUCCUCAAGUCGGUACACCUGGCGAUACUCCUGGACACGACCAUGCAUGGAGACCGAUGCAUAAAAUGCUGCUGUGUUGUGUCCCUCCCUCCCUCCGUCACUCCGUCCCCCACUCACCGCAGCAUUGGCUGGUGCCGUGGCAGCGAACGCGCCCCUGCCGGUGCCAGAAGGCUGCUGCUGCUCGCCUGUGGGCUCCUCCUCGUCCUCGUCCAGGUCGAUGGUGAUGACCUCACGGUCAGAAGGGGGCUGGGGAGGCCCCGUGGCAUGCACCUGAAGGAAGGAAGGAAUGAACCACACGCACACAGGGAACGGGUAGGCGCCUUUAUCUCCCUCCCUCUCGCCCUCCCUCCCUCCCUCCCUCCCUCCCUCUGUCUGUCUGUCUGUCUGUCUGCUUUGUGGGUGUGUGUGAGGGUGCUGAUCCACUGGUACCUGGCGGCCCAUGCCCAAACCUGGACCUGCGGGUGCUCCGAUGCCCCUGGGUGGCUGCGGCUUGGGCCGCACCUCCUUGCCCAACACGUUGCUGGCCACCUGGCCACUCACACCAACAACAACACCACUGACACGACCACCACCACGGCCGGCUGAAGCAGCUGCUGCCGCCGCUGCAGGGGCGGCCACCUGCUGCACCUGGAGUGGCUGCUGGUGCUGCAUAGGCACCUGGUUGCUCUCCUCCCGCCCGGUAUACUGCUGCUGCUGGGGCUGCUGGUAUUGGUACUGCUGCUGUUGCAUCAUGCCGAGCAAGCCAGGUCCCUCCCGCAUGGGCUGCGAUGGCAUGGUGGGAAUGGGCGACUCUUGCGGGGGCGGCGAGAGCGUCUCCUCAAACCCAGACGCACCCGAGUUGCGGCCGGACGUGAACGGCGGUGUGGUGAUGAACGGCGGCUGCAGCACCUCCAUCCGCUCCACCUCCUUGUGGUGUUCGAUCAGCCGACGGGUCGCGGCCUUCAUCCGCGCCGUCCGGGCGAGCUGGUCGGUGAUGUCGGGCUUCUUGCGACGCAUCCCUGGGGCGAGGAUGGCCGGUGCGCGGGUGCCGGGGUGCCCCAUGUACUUCUUCAGGAACUUGUUCAGGAAGCCCACUUGCGCAACGAGCGGGUUCCCCGUGCCGUGUCGCUGGCGAGGCAAGUGGGCCCUGCCCGAGCCGACCCUGCCUGGGGGCGGGUUGUGCCGCUGCCAGAACAGCCAGGCACUGGGCCCUUCGUCCUCCAUCGCGCCCAUCAUCGGCUCCAUUGGCUCGGUCACCUCAGAGGGAUGUGGGACACGUCAAAUGAGAGUUGAAAACGGUGGUGCUCCGCGGGUUCGACACACAGAAGACAGCGGGAAGCUUCUAACUAAAGGAAAUGUGCA
This is a messenger RNA of Vitrella brassicaformis, 1914 nucleotides long. The record is from the annotation of a GenBank genome assembly. Lineage: Eukaryota; Vitrellaceae.